Messenger RNA from Ostrinia nubilalis (European corn borer), 2920 nucleotides. RefSeq names its product sodium- and chloride-dependent transporter XTRP3. The record is from RefSeq and is a predicted model, not a curated record. The transcript is spliced from 14 exons. Gene Ontology annotation, biological process: sodium ion transmembrane transport. Gene Ontology annotation, cellular component: plasma membrane. Bases 708 to 2828 code for a protein of 706 amino acids. Lineage: Eukaryota; Metazoa; Arthropoda; Insecta; Lepidoptera; Crambidae.
GUUCAAAGACACAUUUUACGCACGUUAUUUAAUUUUAUCGAUAUAAUGUAAGCUGUUGGCUGGACAUCCCUAAACAGUGUCGAUGUCGGCAGUCAGUGUGGUACCUUCGCGGCGGAUGUCCGUCUACCGCGUGCGAAAUUUGAAUUUUAAAUGCAAAUUAAAAAAAUCGUGAAAACUAAAGGUUCCGGAACUGUGCUGCGUUUUACGUUCUCUUUUCAAAGUUUCGAACACUUCUGUUUUGGACUUUCCUUCGAUCCCGGAACUUCACCAACAUGGGCAUCGACUAAAAUGCCCGACCGCUAACCCUCACUAAUCUUGUCCACGAAAUGACCCUUGCUUCUACGGACGAGUGACAAAAAACCAACUCAUACUUAUGCACAGAGACGCUUCUAACGUCUUCAGGGAUUCCUUAAAACUACGCCAAAAGCUACUGCAAAGGACAACAACAUACUUUAAGGUGGCUGAGUUCGUCAAAAAAGACGCCAUCCGAUACUACACGUAUGACUACGAAAUACACCAAACCUAGUAUUAAAUAUUAUGAACAUAUUUAUAGGUAACGAUUAUCACUCGAAAAAUCUCGUUAAACUGAAAACUAUCGCUUGAAUAGACAAUAAUAAAUCUAAUUAGAUAAAUCGUCACGUAUCAAUUCCAUUGCCAUUGUCAUUUAAGAAAACAAACGUCAAUUUUGCGCGCGUAAUUAAUCCAAGAUGGCGGCUAAGGCUGAGCCGAUUGGUCCGAGAAACGGGCAUGAGUUGGCGCCUUUGAAUACGAGGGCGGAUGGGAGUGAGCGGCCCCAUGGGGUCACUAUAGUUCUACAGGGGUCCCGGGGGUCCUUGCAGAGGGAUGCCCCGGACGAUCCGGACAGGGCGGCGUGGUCCGGGAAGCUGCAGUUCUUUCUGUCCAUCAUCGGGUACUCGGUCGGGCUGGGAAACAUUUGGCGGUUCCCGUAUUUGUGCCAGCAGAAUGGUGGUGGCGCCUUCCUGAUUCCCUUCAUGAUCAUGCUAAUCCUGGAAGGAAUCCCGCUCUUCCUGAUCGAGAUGGCCAUCGGGCAGAAGAUGCGUCUGGGUUCCCUGGGCGUCUGGAACACCAUCCACCCCUGGCUGGGAGGCAUUGGGAUCUCCAGCUGCGUAGUCACGCUGUUCGUGGCUCUGUACUACAACGUCAUUAUCACUUGGGUGUUCUUUUACCUGUUCAAUAGCAUCCGGCUGACAGCAGACCAGCUCCCCUGGGCUCACUGUCCCCAAGACAACGGGACAGCAGAAGAGGAGUGCACCAAGGCCACAGCAACGGUCUACUUCUGGUACCGCGAGGCUCUGGACGCGGCCCCUAGUAUUGAGGAGCCUGGUGUGCCUCGAUGGUGGAUCGUCCUCUAUCUGCUACUGGCUUGGAUUAUCGUCUUCUUCAUUGUGAUGAAGGGCAUCCAGAGCAGUGGGAAGGUGGUAUACUUCACGUCUCUGUUCCCGUACGUCGUGUUGACAAUCUUCUUCAUCAGAGGCAUCACCCUGCCAGGGUCGACAGACGGCGUCAUCCACAUGUAUAAGCCGAAGCUGGAAAUGCUGCUCCAGCCUACAGUCUGGUUAGACGCAGCCACCCAAGUGUUCUACUCCUUCGGCCUGGCCUUCGGCUCGCUGAUCGCGUUCGGCUCCUACAACCCGCCCAACAACAACUGCGUGCGCGACGUGCUGCUGGUCUCCGUGUGCAACGCGCUCACCGCCAUCUACGCGUCCGUCGUCAUCUUCAGCAUCCUCGGGUUCAAGGCUUACACCAUGACGGAGCACUGCAUCGCCAAGCAAAUCAAGUUCCUGGCCACGCACCACUUCGGCGGGUUCACCCUGAACUCGACCGCGGAUUACUACCGGGAGCACUUCCCGCUGCUGAAUCAGACGCAGAUGGCGCAGAUGAAUGUCACGGAGUGCACCAUCGGCAGGCAGCUGGAGGAGGCGGCCGAAGGCACCGGACUAGCCUUCAUAGUAUUCACACAAGCCAUCCUCAAGCUGACUCCAGCGCCGUUCUGGUCGAUCACCUUCUUCCUGAUGCUCCUGUCGCUCGGACUCGGCAGCCAGAUCGGCAUCAUGGAGGGCAUGCUGUGUACCAUCUUCGAUAUCGACUUCUUCAAGCGACUGAGCAAGCCGGUUAUCACAGGCGUGGUGUGCGUAUUCUGCUUCCUGGUGGGUCUGAUCUUCACGACUGGCGCGGGCGAGUACUGGCUCAAGAUGUUCGACUCCUUCGCCGGCACCGUCGGGCUGGUGGUGGUGGCUCUUAUGGAGAUGAUAGCGGUCAUCUACAUUUAUGGACACGAGCGGUUCACCAACGAUAUCUACGAGAUGACGGGCUACAGACCAGGACUGUACUGGCAGAUCACCUGGCGCUACGUCGGGCCGUUCAUCGUAUCCGGGAUCCUGGUCUCCUCUAUCGUGUCUAUGCUCAUCAAGCCGCCGGAGUACAGCGCCUGGGACGCUGCCGAGGGUCACACAGUGAAGAAGUCCUACCCGGACUGGGUGCUAGCCAUAGCCGUCGUCAUGAUUCUGGCUGGGAUCCUGCCGAUCCCGGUGGUUCUCCUGCUGCGCCGCUUCCAGUGCCUGGCGCUAGACGUGGACAUCCACCAGGGAUCCAUCCGACGCAUCGAGACCACCGUCUCAACCAAAGAGAUGAUGAGCGACCAGGAUGUGCUCUCUCCUGAGACGGCGCCGCCAGCGCCGGCGCAGUUGGUAGCGGACGCAGCCGGAACUAAAUUCACCAUUGGAGACUUCGAUGGCGUCGAUAGCAGUGAAGAGAGAGCGAGCAAGCGGCCGCCAGCUAGCAUCGCUCGCAGCAGACCGAAGAAAUAAAUUCUUCAGACUCGGAGGGCGAGAUCCGUCCGUCCGGCCGCUUCGACGACUCGAGCUCGAGUGACGAAGAGAUACUCAACACCGGAAGCGGC